Rhodamnia argentea is the source of this 3053-nucleotide messenger RNA. RefSeq names its product probable folate-biopterin transporter 8, chloroplastic. The transcript is spliced from 2 exons. The record is from RefSeq and is a predicted model, not a curated record. The coding region runs from base 438 to 2090 and encodes 550 amino acids. Lineage: Eukaryota; Viridiplantae; Streptophyta; Magnoliopsida; Myrtales; Myrtaceae. Gene Ontology annotation, cellular component: membrane.
CCUCGUGAUCUCCAUGGGGAAGGGACCCAACAAGGACAGAGACGGCCAGGGAACAAAUCCGAAACCUACCAGAACAAGGUUUUUAAAGAGGCGCUAUCCUCACGUCUCCCCCCUCUCUCUCUCUUUAUAUUAUGCUAGGCGCUCCAGGAGAGUCCGAGCCUCCCGCUGGACUCUUCUAGAUCUAAUGUAAAAUAGUGGGAUUUCUUUGCUAUUCUAUGGUUCUUUCUCGAGAAGACCUGGUUUUUUAUCUUCCUUUUUGUUGUUUUAUGGUCAGUGCCCUAUAUCAUUCGAUUCAUGGUUUUGGGGCAUUGCCCAGUUUUGCCAACCAGAAAUAAGUCUCCUUUGGUUGGGUUUAGUCUCCUCAAUUUUGGGUUUGCGAGCUCUUUACUCUUCCUCUCAAUCUGAAGGGGAAAAACCCAGGAUAAAAAAGUAAAAAGAUGAUUGGUUCGACAGUUUUGCCAGACAAGCCAUCCAUGGCGAUCGCCACUUGCAAGAUGCUGAAACCUCCACCAAAGCCAUCGCAUUUUUGUGCCAGACCUAUCCUCUGUACUCAGAACAAGAGCCCCAACACCAUGAGCAGGCCAUCAAAGCCAAAAGUGACCAUCACCAGCCCUAUCCUGGUGAUCCCAAGUCAAGUCUCCGUGAGGAGAUCAAAGAAAAACAGGGGAUGUGAGGAAAGGAGGGAUUUUUCGCAAGUGGGUGGUCAACAGAUGCUGGGCUUGUGUGGUUUUGGGUAUUGGGUUCAGGGCUUCAGGUGCUUCCCAUGGUUGGCUUUGAAUUUCCACAUGGCUCACAAUCUCAAUCUGCCUCCAUCAACCUUGCAGCUUGUGCAGAAUUCUGGGAAUCUGCCCAUGGUUGCCAAGCCUCUGUAUGGGAUCUUGUCUGAUGCUAUUGACGUUGGUGGUGCUCAUAGGUUGCCGUAUAUUUCAGCAGGAGUGCUUCUACAGGUUCUGUCCUGGGGACCAUUGGCAUUGAUUCCUCUUGCUCGUGAAGCUCUUCCAAACCUCAUGGCAUGUGUUCUUCUCAGCAAUAUAGGUGCAUCUAUUAGUGAAGUUGCUAUGGAUGCUCUUGUAGCAGAGUAUGGUCAGAAACACAACUUACGAGGUCUCCAGUCUUAUGCAUUCAUGGCCUCAGCAGCUGGUGGAAUCCUUGGAAAUUUGCUAGGCGGAUAUAUUCUUCUUAGAACACCACCAAAAACCAUGUUCUUCAUAUUUACGUCCCUUCUUUCCCUUCAGUUUGCCAUGUCAUUGAUGACAAGAGAAGCAUCUCUUAGGGUAUCUCAACCAUUGGUUAACACUCUAAAAAAGAAGUCGAUCUUGCUUAGCAUUAGAAAUCAACUCUCAGACUUGUUAAGGGCAGUUCAUGAAGAGAGUAUUUCCGGCCCUCUUACUUGGAUCGUUCUUUCUAUCGCCACAGUGCCGAUUCUGUCUGGUUCAAUUUUCUGCUUUCAAACUCAAUGUCUACAUCUUGAUCCCACGGUUAUCGGGAUGUCACGUGUGAUAGGCCAGUUGCUCCUGCUUUUCACGUCAGUACUUUUUGACCGGUACUGGAAGAACGUUUCAAUGAGGAGAUUGAUUGGAGUGGUGCAGGUUUUGUAUGCUUGCUCGCUUCUUCUAGACCUAGUUCUGGUGAGGCAGAUCAAUCUGAAGUUGGGAAUUCCCAAUGAUAUGUUCUCCCUUUGUUUUUCUGGUCUAGCAGAGACGAUUGCACAGUUUAAGCUCCUUCCGUUUUCGGUACUGUUUGUGAAUUUAUGUCCGCGGGGUUGUGAAGGAUCUCUGACAUCUUUCUUAGCAUCGGCCUUGUGUUUGUCAUCGAUAGUCAGCGGGUUUCUGGGCGUUGGAUUAGCAUCAGUUAUCAGGAUCACCUCUGGCGAUUACUCGAGCCUGCCUGUGGGGAUUCUGAUACAGUUUAUGGUUGCUUUGCUGCCUGUGGUGUGGAUUCAUCUUGUGCCCCAGUCACUGCUUACUGUUGAGAAGGACAGAAAAAGAGGCUUGAGCAAAAGAACACGAAAAAACAGAAGGGUGGGUCGAGUGGUAUUUGGCUCGGUAAUUUCUUACAGGCGCGAGAGAGAGUCUGAGACCCCAAGAUAGAAAUCACCAUGAGAUGUCUUUGCACUUUUGGAAUCGAUAAUAGAAGUGCGCAUGUAAAUGCUUGGCAUCGGUCGCAUGGUGAAGGGAAUCAGAUUGGACGACCAUUUUAGACUCCAUGAAAAGAGGAUUGCUUCUCUGCCCAGAAACUUCGAUAAUGUCCCUCCUCCUCCAUCGCUUCAAAGCCAUUAUUAGGUGAUGGGAUGUAUCUGGAUGUUCAACCAAUUGGCUUCUUUAUCUGUGAUCCUUCAUUCUGUGAAGAUAUUUGGUUCCCCAACAUAGAAGGCUUGAGGAGUUUUUCUUGGCCAGAGGACCCAUUGAGUCAUUGACGAGAUCUUCAGCAAGUCAACCUGCCACAAGAGCUUUUUGACGAGGCAGUUAGUGCUGGACUUGACAGAUGAGUCCUAACAAGUAACAACAGUCUAUAAAGUGAGAUCCAGAGGGCUUCCUCCUCCCACAUGGAACCUCGAAUUUUUGCCUCGAUGUAAAUAGUUUUCUUAUAGGUGGUUUUGGAUGGUAAUUUUGGAGUGAGAAAGAAUUGCCUAUGUAGCUUCCAUCCAUUUCAGGCUUUUUGCUUCGUUUACCAAACACCUUUUGGCAACCAACAUUCAAAGAACAUGGUCUCUGGCCGCAUUCUGCUACUGACAGAGGACACAAGUCUCUAGGAAAUCAUAAUGCUGUCAAAAAGCUUCAGUUUUUACUUUGUUGCCAUUUGAAAUGUACUGGUUCUUUCUCAUUGUUCUGCAUCAAUCUUUUCUUUUGGUCGAAUCAACUCAUGAAAUCUAGUUCGAGGGACAUGAUUCUGUGCUGCUUCUGCCGAAUCCCAUCGAUAUUAGCUGCAAACCGUGGGGGGCUUAAAUGACUGGCAGUGUUCGCCAUGACCUCUGGGUAUGAUUCAUUAAGGCAUCCUACGUCUUUCAUUUUUAAUAUGGAAAAUAGAUAAAAGGAUACUUGGUGUCAAUAUUU